AUGACGCAAAGCUUCUCCUCAAAUUGGUUGCCAAACGAAGAUCAGAGUACGACAGUCAUCAAUACUGAUGAGAUUGCUCGAAAAUUAGAAGUAGUCUAUGGUAUCCAAUCAGGCUCGAUCAGUAUCCGAACUAUUGUGAUACAUAAUAGUGAGGCAAGUGUUCAUUAUCGUCGUCGCCGUCAACUUCAAAUGCAUUUAUUCUCAAUGCCUGUCUAA
Messenger RNA from Rotaria sordida, 216 nucleotides. NCBI's taxonomy places the organism in Eukaryota, Metazoa, Rotifera, Eurotatoria, Philodinida, Philodinidae. The record is from the annotation of a GenBank genome assembly.